AUGAUCAGCCGGGUGAUGGCAAGUUUUGUGUUCAGCAUUCUAAUCAUAACGGUGGUAGUCACCGGAAGCAAGUUUUCCGAUACUGAAAUAGAUCAACUCUUGAAAAAACUCAACAAACCUGCUAUUAAAUCCAUUAAGAGCCCCGAUGGCGAUAUUAUAGAUUGUGUUCAUAUCAACAAGCAACCAGCUUUUGAUAAUCCUUUACUUAGAAACCACACCAUCAUGAUGAGACCAAGUGUUUACCCUGAAGGAUGGAACAAAGUGUCCGAGAAGCAAUCGAAUAUGGUGACUCAACUCUGGACAACCAAAGGGAGGUGUCCGGAUAACACGGUUCCCAUCAGAAGAACGAGAAGAGAAGAUAUAUUACGAGCAGAGUCUAUCGAGAGAUUUGGGAAAAGGAAUCCCAACAUGAUCUAUGAUCCUUCGAAAGCAGCCAAUCCUACAGCUCAAAACGCUCUAAACGGAACACACUCGUACGCCAUAUUAGCCGCGAUGAAUGGAAGGUUUCACGGAGCCAAAGCAGACAUAAAUCUGUGGAAGCCUUAUCUACAAAAACGACAAGAGUUUAGUUUGUCCCAAAUAUGGGUCAAUGCAGGAACUCAUGGCGUUGAUCUUAACACCAUUGAAGCUGGUUGGCAGAUUAACCACAUUAUGAUCCCAGGUGCAGUCCUCAAUCCAACAUCCAUUUACGGGGGUCAACAAAGAGACUUUAUCGUAUACAUGUGGAAGGAUUUCCAUUCAGGAGCUUGGUGGUUGGGGAUAAACAACAAUAUAGUAGUGGGUUAUUGGCCUGCAACAUGUUUCACUCAUCUACAAAAUGGUGCAACGGGUGUUAUGUGGGGAGGUGAAGUUAUAGAUGAAAAGACCGGAGACCAACACACGACGACACAGAUGGGGAGUGGUCAUUUCCCGCAAGAAGGACAUACUAAAGCGAGUUAUUUCAAGAAUGUUCAGGUUCUUGAUGAGACUAAUAAUCUGAGACCAGUACCUGCACAGCAUCAAACGUCGGUUACUGAAGCACACUGUUACAAUAUCAAGCUGGGACAAGAUAGCUCGUGGGGGAGUUACUUUUUUUAUGGUGGUCCUGGUCGAAAUCGUAUGUGUCCAUGA
Messenger RNA from Microthlaspi erraticum, 1110 nucleotides. Lineage: Eukaryota; Viridiplantae; Streptophyta; Magnoliopsida; Brassicales; Brassicaceae. The record is from the annotation of a GenBank genome assembly.